GAUGGCCCCUGGGGUGUGAUGCCGUAUGGUGUGAGCACGCUGUAUGGCUGGCUGGAGCCAUACUGCUCAACCGUCUGGAUUAUGAUGUCACAGAAAAAAAGAACCCCAUAGAUUAGGUUGCAGGUUCAAAUCCAAAGCUGUUGCACUAUUCAGAGUAAGUAGGCUACCUGUUGAACAUGUACAUUUGAAAAUCUCUCAGUUGCAGCAAAACUGCCCUGAAAUGUAACAACGGGUGCGAUAAAGACUUUGUUUCUCUGUAAACUAUCCGUCUCAUGUUUCUUUUGCCCGGUGGCCUUCAACACAAAUGGAAAUUCACCCAGGUUAGCUGCGUUAGCCGACUACUCAGCAAGUUUUAUUUAACGAACAGUGAUUGGCUGCACUCGUUUGUUUUAUCUGAUUCAGAACUGGGCGCGUCCGAUCUUCCAGCCACGGUAAACGAGGCUCAGGGGUCGCGUACCGUUAACGGUUUGUUUCGUGUAAUCCGAUGAAACGGGAUUUGAGAUUAAUUUACACGGAAAUGAUCAGAAAGGAAUUAAAUGUCGCUGCAGGUCCUGAAAGUUAAACGUCAGAGAGCGCACAGUGCACCAGACGCGUUUUAAUCUGAUACUCUGAUUUAACCAUUCUACCCGGCACCAAGUUCUCCAAGUUCUUACAUUUCUGCAGUUUAUUUUACUGUCAGUGUCCACAACAAAUAAAAUAAAAAAGAGAAAAAUAUAGUUUCUAUUAUGGUGAGUUAAGGGUAAGAAGCUGAAGUGUUUAUAAUAGCUGGCGAUCUCCUUACGUUCCGGUCAUUAGCCAGAUUUAUUCAGUGCAGCGAUGCGGUGGAGCUAAUCUUCUGUUUAAACCAGAGACAGCCACGGGCUCACAGACCGUCCGUCUCUCUGAAAAAAAACCACGGAGGCGAUGAUUUAAAGUUAACCUCUCACUGUGCGCGCGGCUUCUUGGAAAAGCGCAAAAAAAGUUACAGAACAUUAUCGUUAUCGGUGAAAGUGGGGAAAGUUCUGCAGGCGGUGAGACGUCAGACGGCGAUUUAAAGCAGACGCUCAAACGGGAUUAGUGUAACGGCGGAUGACAGUCGGGCGAUCAUCCGGCUGUCUGCACGGCGCGUGGAGCGACCGGGGGCAUUACGGGGGCAGGUCUGGUCUUUUCACACUUCCCCGUUUCUCCGUGAGAUGAAGGACUCGGAAAAUGUGCACGGUGAUCGUCUGCUUUCUUCUGCGGCACGCCUGGAAGUGCGUGGUCAAAGUGGGGACCUCGUGUGACGGCAAAGGCCGAAUCACACCCACUGGCUGUGCUGAGCAGCAGGAGGUGAAGCAGCCGGAUCAGACCGGUGCGGAACCUUCCAGCACCUGAGCCGUACGGCGGCGGCUGGAGCGGCUAGCCUCUCUCCGUGCGGCGUGUAGCACUGCAUCCCGCUGUCCCUAUCUCCUGUGACUCUGAGCAGAACAGAGCCUUUCCUCUCCCACAGCUGACGGAGACUUCCAGCAGCGGGCUCGACGGAGGGCCCCUAUGUGCGUGCGUGUGAGAGCAGCGCCCCCUGCUGUUCCCCCCGAGGCGUGACACUGCGGGCGAGAGAGCGAGCUCCGGUUCCUCAGCCUGGGAGACCAUGGCUGUCUGACAGGGAGGGAGGAGGGGGAGCGAGGGAACCUCAGCCGUCCAAUCACCUGGCUUAGAUGCACAUGUAUCUGGGCGCUUCUCCGGGGAGAGCCAAUCGAGUCCAAGACGGCGGCCAGCGGGGAGGACAGGCAUCCCAGCAUGCCCGGGGAGGCGCUGCAGGCAGAUAGCAAGGCGGUGGCCGGGUCCUCCGGCGGGGGGGGGGCUCCCUCCGCCGUCCCGCUGCGGAUCCUCAACAAGGGGCCCGAGUACUUCCGGCGGCAGGCAGACGCCAACCCCAAACGGCUGAGCGCGGUGGAGCGGCUGGAGGCCGACAAGGCCAAGUACGUCAAGAGCCAGGAGGUGAUCAACGCCCGCCAGGAGCCCAUCAAACCGCCGGCCACCUCCUCGUCCCCCGGCCCCGCCCCCGGCCCCGCCCCCAGCCCCGCCCACCUGCAGGCCCGCGGGCCCCGCAGGGCCGGGAGCAGCCCCGCCCUCAAGGCCUCCAACAACAACGCCGGCAAGGCGGACAGCUGUCGCCCCGGCAACCUCAACCUGGAGCUGCUGAAGAACCUGCUGAACGGCGGGGAGGCGUUGCCGCGGGCGACGGGGCGGAAGCGGAGCUCACGCAGCUGGGCGCCGCAGCGUUCCGAGCCCACCGAGCUGAACCGCCGCUCCUUCGCCGAGUCGCUGCGCGUCUUCCCCUCCCACGGCCACGCCCACGCGCAGGGCGCCAACCUCAACCUGGAGCGCGCCGGCCACGCCCGCUCCCGCGACCCCUGGCUGCACGUGUCCCACAGCUCCUCCGACAUCCGCCGCAUCUGCCGCCGGGCCGCGCCCGCCGGAGGCUCCGCCCCCUCCCUGCCGCCUGAGCCCUACGCCCCGCCCCCCGGCCACCAGGGCCUGGCGCCCGAGGGCGGGGCCGGCGAGGUGGGGGGCGGGGCCGGGGGCGGGCCGAAGAGGCCGUCGCUGCGGCGCUCCAAGUCGGACCUGAGCGAGCGGCACGCGCGGGCGGAGGCGGAUCUGGAGCGCUUCUUCAACCAGUGCGGCCUGGAGCCCGAGGAGCUGGAGCGGCUGGGCCUGCAGGGCCUGGCCGGGUCCGACAUCGUCUCCCUCAACCUCCACAGCGCCAGCACCGCCGGCUCCGAGCCCGGGGGCCGCGGGUCCCGCCGCAGCGACGAGGAGGACGACGACGAGGAGGACGAGGAGGAGGAGGACCUGAUGGACGAGGAGGACGAGGAAGACCGGGUUCCGUACGGAAUCUCAGCCGUGGAGCGGAACGCCCGGGUCAUCAAGUGGCUCUACAGCAUCCGACAAAACCGCGAAUCGCAGCGAGUCUCUCACGUCUGAGAGAGAGGGAGAGAGGGAGAGAGGGAGAGAGAGGGGGAGAGAGGGGGAGAGAGAGAGAGAGAGA
Anguilla rostrata (American eel) is the source of this 3007-nucleotide messenger RNA. Its product is annotated as protein FAM110B-like. The record is from RefSeq and is a predicted model, not a curated record. The transcript is spliced from 3 exons. Lineage: Eukaryota; Metazoa; Chordata; Actinopteri; Anguilliformes; Anguillidae. Bases 1756 to 2943 code for a protein of 395 amino acids.